AUGGCAGAUAAGGACACAGAGAUGGAGAGCACAGAGGUCACCCUGCUGUUUAAGUACCAGAGCCUGGAUGUCAAAUCAAGUCCUUCUGCUUUAUCUCCCUCUUCCCCCCAAGACUUGGGGUUCCCUGGGCCUAAGACAGUCUGUGGCAAUUCUCUCAGCAGCCGGCCCCCCUGGACCCGGGGCAACGGAACGCGAGCCCCACCCCGGUCCAAGCCGGGGGAACCGGGGCUUCGGCCCCCCCUGCGGGAGCACGUCCCCAACGGCGCGGCCAACAAGAAGAUGAGCAAGGUGGAGACGCUGCGCUCCGCCGUCGAGUACAUCCGCGCGCUGCAGCAGCUGCUGGACGAGCACGACGCGGUGAGCGCUGCCUUCCAGGCGGGCGUCCUGUCGCCCACCAUCUCCCCCAACUACUCCAACGACAUGAACUCCAUGGCCGGCUCCCCAGUCUCGUCCUACUCGUCGGACGAGGGCUCCUACGACCCCCUCAGCCCCGAGGAGCAAGAGCUGCUCGACUUCACCAACUGGUUCUGAGGGGCUCGGCCUGGCCAGGCCCUGUUGCGAAUGGACUUUCGAAGCAGGGUGACUGCACAACCUGUCUCUUUAGUGCUUUCUCGUUGGUGAUGCUGGAAGGGAGAAAAAAAGAAAAAGAGAAGAA
Molecule: messenger RNA, 655 nt
Organism: Myotis lucifugus (little brown bat)
Lineage: Eukaryota; Metazoa; Chordata; Mammalia; Chiroptera; Vespertilionidae
Gene: ASCL1
Product: achaete-scute family bHLH transcription factor 1
Molecular function (GO): protein dimerization activity
Source: RefSeq, a predicted model, not a curated record